This is a messenger RNA of Cladocopium goreaui, 594 nucleotides long. The record is from the annotation of a GenBank genome assembly. NCBI's taxonomy places the organism in Eukaryota, Dinophyceae, Suessiales, Symbiodiniaceae.
GCCAUUCAGCGGGUCCAGCCUGGGUCAUGACAAAGCUUCGGAUGCCGGCUGCCACAGGACAUGGAGUGCAAGCUUCCACACACCCUGACAGCGCAGGAUGUGCUUGCCUGCUACAAUGUGAAACUCGAAGAAGGCCUCUCGAGCAGCCAGGUUCUGCAGCAGCGCAUUCGCUUUGGACUAAACAAAUUGGCUGAAGAGGAGAAGAAGCCUCUAUGGAAGCUGAUUGUUGCUCAAUUCGAGGAUUUGUUGGUUCGGAUCUUGCUGCUAUCAGCCGUGGUGUCCUUUUUCUUGGCAUACAUCGAUGGAACCAGUGAGGAAGGCAUCACAGCCUUUGUAGAGCCGUUGGUGAUUCUCUUGAUCCUCAUUGCCAAUGCCAUUGUUGGCGUGUGGCAAGAAACCAACGCAGAAAAAGCCUUGGUGGCGCUCAAGAGGUUGCAACCUGACAGCGCCCUCGUGUUGCGAGAAGGUCGUUGGCAGCAGCUGAAUGCUGAAGACCUGGUCCCCGGAGAUUUGGUGCAGGUGAAGGUGGGGGACAAAGUUCCCGCAGAUAUGCGCCUGGUGGAGUUGCAUUCCUCCAUGAUCCGGGUUGAACAG